AAGAGGAUGCGCGCGCAGCACCACCCAGCCGCCAUUGACGAAGUGUCCGCUUGGAGGCGGCUCCUGAGGCUCCGUCCGGCUCAUAUCUUCAGAAACAGCUCUUCUUGCCAAGACGGGAACAGAAAGGCAGGAAUGGCCCUCGCGCUGCCGACGGCCAAGUGCCAGAGACUGGUGACGUUCAGGGAUGUUGCCGUGGACUUCACGCGCGAGGAGUGGGGGCGGCUGGACUCGCUGCAGAGGGGCCUGUACCGGGAUGUGAUGCUGGAGAACUACCAGAACCUGGUGUCGCUGGGUCUUCCAGUUUCUAAACCAGAUGUGAUCUCUCAGUUGGAGCGAGGGGAAGCACCAUGGAUGCCUGAGGGAGAAGUCCUAGGAGACCCCUGUCUGGAUUAUCUUAGUCAGGAAAUUAGAUAUCCAAGCAAGAUCUCCAGUCCAAAACAGGGCCUUUGUACAGGAGCAUCGUCCAAUCCCAGUCUCACAAGGGAUGAUCCCUGGAAUUCCACGAUUGAAGAAAUUUGGGAGUAUUUUAACAGUGUAGAGGGGCCACAGCAUACUCUCCAGACACACUCUAGACAAAUUGGAAGCAGUCACCAAGAGAUUUCCAAUAAGGUAAGCAUCCAAGGAUGUGGAAUGUUUGAGAGAAGUUGUAGCCCAAGGGCAUUGUUUGUGUCACAACAAAGAGUUUCCGCAGAAAGAAGCUUCUAUGAGGUUGAUACCCUUAUAAAGAGCUUUGGACAAUUUUCAGAAGUAAUUAAACAGCAUAGAAUUUCCUUUCAGAAAAAACUCUGUAAGUAUGGUAAAUGUGGAAAGGCCUUCAGUUACCACUCAGACCUUACUGACUUUCAUAUGAUACAUAUUGGAGACAAAUCAUAUGAAUGUAAUGAAUAUGGGAAAGCCUUAAAUAAAGGAUCACACCAUACUUAUCGUCAGAGACUUCAUACUGGAGAAAAACCCUUUGAAUGUAAUGAAUGUGAGAAAUCCUUUAGUCGGAGGACAUCCCUUAUUUACCAUCAGAGAAUUCAUACUGGAGAGAAACCCUUUGAAUGUGGUGAGUGUGGAAAGGUGUUCAGCUAUAAGAUAUCACUUAUUUAUCAUCAAAGAACUCAUACUGGAGAGAAACCCUUUGAAUGCAAUGAAUGUGGGAAAGUCUUUAGCAAGAAGUCUCAUCUUACUCAACAUCAGAGAAUUCAUAGUGGAGAGAAACCUUUUGUGUGUAAUGUAUGUGGGAAAGCCUUCAUCCAGAGGGGGCACCUUACCAAACAUUGGAGAAUUCAUGCUGGAGAGAAGCCUUUUGAAUGUAAUGAAUGUGGGAAAGCCUUUAGCCGAAGGGAACACCUUACUGUACACCAGAGAAUGCACACCAGAGAGAAACCCUUUCAAUGUAAUGAAUGUGGGAAAGCCUUUAGCCUUAGGGGAAACCUUACUCAACACCAGAAUAUUCACACUAGGGAGAAGUCCUAUAAGUGUAAUGAAUGUGGAAAAGAUUUCAGCCACAGGGCUUCCCUCAUUCAUCAUCAGAUAAUCCACACUGGAGAGAAACUCUUUGAAUGUAGUGAAUGUGGAAAGGUCUUCAGCCAUAAGACAUCCCUUAUUUAUCAUCAGAGAAUUCAUACUGGAGAGAGACCCUUUGAAUGCAAUGAAUGUGGGAAAGUCUUUAGCAAGAAGUCCCAUCUUACUCAACACCAGAGAAUUCAUAGUGGAGAGAAACCUUUUGUGUGUAGCGUAUGUGGGAAAGCCUUCAUCCAGAGGGGGCACCUUACCAAACAUUGGAGAAUUCAUGCUGGAGAGAAGUCUUUUGAAUUGUGAGAAAGUAAUAAUUAAUAACGGACUUUUUGGGGACACAGGAACCCCCCCCCCACUCAAGGGCUUAGCUCAGGAACCUUACCUGAUCUCUUUCAAAGCUAGCCCUGAGUCAGUAGAAAUGCAAAUCAGACUCUGAGUAGAGAUGAAGACCACACAUAAGACCUCUGCCCUCAGAGGGUCUGUCUUUCACUUGACCCUGCAGGUGAUGCCCAUUUUCAUAUGAACCACCCUCAGAUCCCAGAAACCAAUAGAACUGAUUGAUGCUAGCCCAUUAGCUUUGAUGAGUGUGUAAGAGCCGCCUCUAGGGAAGACCAUUCUGGGGUGGGCCACACAAGGCUUACACUUCCUCUGGCUCUUGUGCUGACCCAGAGGGAGGUAGCCACACAUCCCCUCUCCUCUCUCUAUCUGGGUAAUGUAGGGCUUCUGAACUGUGGAGCCAUGUGCUCUCUCUCUAUGGUGCUGGAGGUUUUUGGCUUGUGUUAAAUGUGGUCAACUCUUUACUAACAUUUAAUGUGAUUUAAUAAUAAAUGCUUGCCACCAAAACUGGUGCAAUAGCCUCUAAUUUAUAAAUAGCAAUAUAUGAGAAACCCCAGUUAAGUUCCCCAAUAACUUAGAACACAGAUAGGCUUCCCCCUCAAUAUUUCAAGUGACACAGUUUGCCUGACCAUGAAGGGCAUUUUGGACCCUGAAAUCUUCUGACCCUCUCUUUAAGAAACUUGGGUAAGAAAUUCUCUGUUUGUAUGUCUAACCUAUUUUCGCUGAUUUUAUGUGCCCAUUUCUAAAUUUUCACAAGCUUAUUUUCCCUUCUUGCUUUCUGAUCUAAGUGCCUACUUUUCCCCUCAAACUUUUCUUUUUUACUCUGCCUAACAGGCAAACAGGAAGAUAUAAGAAAAAGGUUUUUUUUUGUUGUUGUUGUUGAGAUGGUUUUAGGCUGUUACUUUAACAAAUCAGAGCCAAAAUCAUUUUACAGACUGAGCUGAUAAGAUCCUGUUAGGGUUUUGGGUUUUUUUUUUUUUUUUGUGUGUGUGUUUUAUUUUUCAUAUAGAAAGGUAUAUUUUGAAAUACAUUAUGGGGAUUAAAAAUACCAAACCCUAUUUUAUUCCACAAGGGACUCUCCUAGAAAAAGUUCUUUUAGAAUGGAAUAAAGAAACACUACCAAUUCAGCCAGGAAUGACAAAAAACCCCCAACAACAACAACAACAACUUAUUAAACUUUGUUUUACCUGGUCCACAACUUGUUUUAACCCCUCAUAGGAAACUCCUUGGCCUCGUUUUGGAACCUUUGACUCUCAAAUACUGACGGAUUUAAAAUCUGCUUUUGUAAAUACGAAUCCCAAACAUUUAGUCUACUGGAGUUUGUAGAACAGUUUGAGCAAAAUCACCCAGGAGGAGACAUGAGCUUCUCCCUCCCCCCUCCCCCUCCCCCCGCCUUGUAGGACGGAUGCUCACCUGAGCAGUCUGCCUCAUCUGCUUCUCCUCAAACUCACCUUCCUGUUCCCUCACUUUCUUCAAAUCCUAAGGCUACUCAUGUCUUGCCACAUUCUCCAUGUCGUCGCCAUUUCCACUGUUCUUUUUUGCCCUGUUCUCUCCUGGGUCUCCACCCAUCCAUGGAGGCGCCUAGCAAACUGGUCCCUCCACCCACGCACAGUCCCAUGGCUUCUACUGCCAACAGGCCAUGUUCCUGGUCUUCUCUAGUUUUAGAGAGAACAGAGAAGCCUGACCCCAUCUUACCUCUACAGGAGAUAAUUUACCAUCGUGGGAAUAGAUGUGGGAUGAAUCCCUUAAAUUCCAGAGAUGCUCAUUUCCUUUGUAGUCAUUUUGCUGAUCUGUUUUUAAGUACCUUUUAAAAGGAAUAGAAUCUGAAGGCACCAAGAGGGAAAACAAAAGGAGAGAAGAAAAAAAAAGAGAGGAAGAGAAAGAGAAAGAACUAGAGAAGCCUGCUCUAGGACCAGAGAAAGAAAAGGUGGAAGAGACUAUAGAGGAGAAACGUAAGCUGAAGAAAGAGGUGCCAGACAAGUACCAGCCCCUGAGGACCCACGCACAAUCCAGAGUAUUUUAGCUUCCAUGCAGGAAAUUUCUAGUAAGCUGAACCAAGUGACUGACAGUCGCCAUCAGCCUUCGAGAACCUGUUUCUAUUACCAUAAACAGGGGCACAUUUUGCAGGAAUUAAGAAUAAGGCAGCCAGAGGUUUGAGGAUUUUAGAAGCUCCCAGAUGGUGGGCACAACCAGAACAGUUCUGGAUUCCCUCAGAGGAAUAAGGGCAAUGAGGAACCCCAACUUUGAAGGUCCAGCUCAAAUGCUGCAUAAAGGUUCUUUGUGUUACUGCAUCUACAUUGGAAAUUAAUUGUAUGGGUUUUUAUUAUCAUUGUCAUUCUUUUAAACUUGUGUUUUAACUUAUAUUAGAAUAUGUUCUGAUUUUUCACAAAGGGAAAAGCAUCUACAUACUAAAUGCAUACUAUAGAUAAAGAACAUGUUGGUGAUUGUAUAAAUAUACAAUAAAUAUAGCUUAUAAAAAAGGGAUAGAUUACAUUGAUUCCCAAGGUAAUGUGGUUUUUAUUAUUAAUACAUUGAUGGAAAUCAUGUAAUAAUGAAUAAUGUUGUCAGUCAUUUACAUUUGUCAUUUAUUAUCUAUGUGAUUAUACUUAUACACUUGUAAUAUUAUUUGGAAUUAUUGUAUAUCUCAACUAUAUCCUGAGUCAAGAAGCACAUUCACACUCUUUGCUAUCAUCAUUAUCCUCAAUUGUGACAAUCCCAAUGAGCCUUGGAUUAUGGGAAUUUACCAUUUGAGAUGUUAAUUGAUUUUAUUCUGAGUCUACCAGAUAUGAUCCUACUCCUGAGCAGCCAUGAUGCCAGCCACCCCAAGGGGGCACAUGCAUGAAGAGCAGGUACUGACCUGUCCUGGGAAAGGCUGGGAGGAUGACCAUUGGCAAGGUUGACGUAGGCUUCUUUUGGUUUCAUUUUCCUCCCAGUUUGUCACACAAUGUGGAUGCGCACCCCACCCAUCUACCCAUCUGAUUUUAAGCCUGGCACACUGCAUUUGGCUGUCCGGAAAACUUUUGCCUGAAACUGCCACGAAGUUUGGGAAAGCUCAUCUCCCUCACUUCUUUAUUCUUUUGUGGUAACUUCCUGUAAUUAUCUCAGAUGUCAUAGGAUGAGCACAGUAUUGGAGUUGGCCUUGACAUCUGUUACCGGUUGUGUUAGAUUCUCUAAUUUCUCCUAAUGGCAUAAGGAUAAUUAGGCACAUGAUGCAAAGACUGAUGAAACUAGUAUAUAAAUCCUUUUCUUAAUGAAUAUCACAAUUGGCUCACUCCUGUAUACUAGUAUAACUUGUGGACUCUUCUGCAAAUGCUUUAAAGAGAUAUCCUCUUUUGUUAGAAGUUAUUAUAACUGAAGUUAAUCUGACAGCUUUUCUAUUAUACCUUCUCAAUUCAUUCUCCACAUGGGGGAUUAUAAUAAUGUUAAGUUAAAAAAAAGUUCCAAUUUUUGUUUUUAUUAUAUAUGUUUCAUAUGUAAGAACUGGACAAAACAUAAUUGUACAAUCUCUAAAAGAUUCUGAAUUUCCUUAGAUCUAUGUUUUGGAGAACUCUCAUUGUUUAUUUGGUUAUGGACAAAGUUAUUUAAAGUUGUGUUAAGAUCAGUUUUGUAGGAAACUUACCAGCUGAGCAUCAGCAUCUAAAGAACCUGACAAAGAUUUCUCUGCAAGCUCACCUGAGACCACGUCCAGACUCCAGAGCCGCAUCCACAUGGUGUCCCAAGAGCUGCAUCUGGGAUUUCCAGAGACUUAAAUGGACAUUUCCCUUUUCGUUUCCCCUUUCCUGUUGCGUACGCCAUUUGUGACGUCUGCCUCCUAAAGGGGACUUCCCCCUUUAGUUUUUGUCAAUGUUUUGCUCAGAUUUUUCCUCUCCUUUUAUUCCCCUUCACAUUGUUAAUCGUUAUAAGUCCCACUAAGAACCCUUUGUAAAAUAUUUGUAAUAUUAGUUAUUGCUUCAGUUAAGGAAACUGUUUCUUAAAGAAUCCUCUGGGGGAUUAUGAGAAAAUAAUUAUUCAUAAUGGACUUUUUGGGGACACAGGGACCCCCCCCCAACACUCAAGGGCUUAGCUCAGGAACCUUACCUGAUCUCUUUCAAAGCUAGCCCUGAGUCAAUAGAAAUGAAAGUGAGUAGAGAUUAAUACCACACCUACCUGAAAGCCUUUGCCCUCAGAGGGUCUAUCUUUCACUUGACCCUGCAGGUGAUGCCCAUUUUGAUAUGAACCACCCUCAGAUCCCAGAAACCAAUAGAAAUGAUUGAUGCUAGCCAAUUAGCUUUGAUGAGUGUGUAAGAGCCGCCUCUAGGGAAGACCAUUCUGGGGUGGGCCACACAAGGCUUACACUUCCUCUGGCUCUUGUGCUGACCCAGAGGGAGGUAGCCACACAUCCCCUCUCCUCUCUCUAUCUGGGUAAUGUAGGGCUUCUGAACUGUGGAGCCAUGUGCUCUCUCUCUAUGGUGCUGGAGGUUUUUGGCUUGUGUUAAAUGUGGUCAACUCUUUA
Messenger RNA from Dromiciops gliroides (monito del monte), 6331 nucleotides. Its product is annotated as zinc finger protein OZF-like. Gene Ontology annotation, biological process: regulation of transcription by RNA polymerase II. NCBI's taxonomy places the organism in Eukaryota, Metazoa, Chordata, Mammalia, Microbiotheria, Microbiotheriidae. The transcript is spliced from 5 exons. Gene Ontology annotation, molecular function: DNA-binding transcription factor activity; RNA polymerase II cis-regulatory region sequence-specific DNA binding. Bases 7 to 1806 code for a protein of 599 amino acids. The record is from RefSeq and is a predicted model, not a curated record.